AAUGAUGUGAUUUGUGAGAUCCACCACAACACGUGCCCCGUAGCUCAUGCGACACUUUUUUUAUGCUUUUAACACCUUCGUGUGCGACAAUCUUGUCACCUUCUCCUCUGUGCGAUCACCACCUUUGAACAAAUAGAAGCGCAAAGGCAAUUAAUUCGCGGUGCAAUAAUGCGGUGCUUGUGAGGAAUUUCUACUUCGAAGAAGACACAUUUGAGAAAGGAAUUGCGCUGUGUUUGUGUGACUUUUUUUCAUCAACAACAAGAAACUGUCAAGAAAAAUUAUGGAAAUGUUCCUCAAGAUCGCCAAGAUAUUCCCGCAAGUUGCCUGAGAAGAUCGCAAAAAGAUCGCGCCAUUGCAGUCUCCAAGAAGAUCAUCUGAAGAUCAUUUUGUGCCGUAAAGAUGAAUCAACAGUGCAAAGUGUGCGGAGAACCAGCGGCUGGAUUUCACUUUGGUGCAUUCACCUGUGAGGGUUGCAAGUCCUUCUUCGGACGGACGUACAACAACCUCUCGUCAAUUUCGGAGUGCAAGAACAACGGUGAGUGUGUGAUCAAUAAGAAGAAUCGAACAGCCUGUAAGGCAUGUCGCCUUCGGAAGUGCCUCGUAGUUGGGAUGUCGAAAAGUGGCUCACGGUAUGGGCGUCGAUCGAAUUGGUUCAAAAUCCACUGCCUCCUCCAGGAGCAGCAGGCACAGGUGAAUCAGAAAGCUGGCCCACCGGGUGGUGAUGCGAGUGCAAAUCUCCUUGCAAAUGCCUCCUUCCUCCCGGCGCAUUUUCUCUCCAAUCUCAAUCUGGGCAAACACUCAGCACCGUGGCGCCAUCAGAAUCCCCGACAGAGGAACUCAGAUGCAUCGAGAUGCGCUACAAGCUCACCCAGUGAUUCGGGAGCCUCCUCAGCGGAUCCCGAGGAGGGUAGUUGUCGUUCUGUGGGAAGUGCGAGUGCGGAAUCCAAGACGGAGCAUUCAUCUGUCUCAAGUAGAGCUGCAGAGGUUUUCCGACCCGGUAUUGACCCACUGUCACCCUACUGCCGUACUGAUGCCUUCCUACGGCUACCACCACUGCAACUACCCCCGCAUGUGGCACUACCCCUGCUCUCAACCACAUCAGAACAAGAGGAACCCAUUGAUCUCUCCAUGAAGACCUCCCCGCGUCAUUCACCACCUCGAAAACGUGCUCGUACCGAAUCUCCACCACCUGUGACGCUCCUCGAGUCAGCUAAGCCAGUCCCAUUGGAUCUCACGUGCACCCGCACCCCCAAUCCACCCCUCAUUGGAUGAGGAAGGUGGGAAUUAAAGGAAGAGAAAUUCAAAAAGAAAACCCAAUUUGGGACUUUAUGCCAGUUCUACCCCAAGGAAUCCCAGUCCCGGGUAAGGGAUAAAAAAAGCCAGUACGAUUGUGUGAUGUACAAAAAAAUGUCAGCAAGCACAGUCCCCGUAGUAGUCAGCAACUUAAUCCCUCUAUGCGAGCUUUAGGGGUGUAGGUAAGGUUAAUCCAAAUUUACAUUCAGAUUUUUUUUUGUUGAUUUUGAAGGUGUGAAAAGUCUUUAUUUUACCCAAAAUCGAAUGGAUACGAUUGAAGAAGACUUUUGAAACUUUAAACAUAAAAUUUUAAGAAUUUUGUUUGAGAAUUAAGAAACUGAAAUUAAUUUUAAGAAUUAACUUUUCUAGUUUUUUCAAGAAUUUCUUAUAUUUUUCUUAAUGAUUAUUUUCGAUUUAAAUAAAAUCAUUUUUCAUUCAAAUGCCAUUUCUGAUUCAUGUCAAAUAUUAUUCGAUAAAUAAUAUCAAGAGCAAAAAUAGCAAUAUAUAGUAAACAUAUGAAUAUAUGUAGCUUCAGUUCUUCUUUAAAGGUUUAUCGAAAGAUCAUACACACACAUUACAUGUCCUUGAAUACCUACAAUUUAAAUGUAAAAGAUUGGAACGUCUUCCAUAGUUUAUGUGUGUAGUUUAAUUGAUCUUCCGAGGUUUUAGCAAAUGGUAUAUAAGAUAAAAUUAGCAAUGUUAAUCCUUGUGAAACAAAUGCCAUUCGACUAAAUGCGGAAGUCUUCAAUUAAUGUUUACGCAGUUGCGCGAAAGAGCAAACGCGAGUCUGCUAAACCUCUUGCGGCCCUUCCCAACACAUCAAAGACAAUACCCUCGUGAAUGUUGCUGACUAUGGCGGCGACCUGUGAUCGUCUUAAUUUAUUCACCUACCCCAUUGCGUGUGCGCCCAAACAAAUAAUAGACAAUCAAUGGAAGAAGAGUGUACAAUUGCCGAUUAAAUUAGUUAAUGAUAUUUGUACCUCUUGACCCUCGCGCACAGCAUAGAGAGUGAGAGAGAGAGAGAGAGAUAUGUGAAGUAUUUAUUUGUUAAUUAUUUUUCCUAUAUGGCUGCAAAUCACUCUCGAUUGUAGAAAUUUGCUUUUAAAGCUGAAGAGACGAAGAAGAAGAAGUAGAAAAAAACAAGACUUAUGAAUAGAAUUGUGUAAAUAGUUGAAUAAGAUGAAGAUGAGAAAAAAACUAUCAUUCCUAGACAGUUUAAGAUAUUAAUGAUAUUUUUGUUGAUAACUCAUGACAUUUCAUCCUCGAUCUUUUUUUUGGGAUUUUGCAAUGGGUUUGUCAAGAGAGAGAGAAGAGAUAGAAAAAAAAGCAGGAGACAGAGUGUUGAAGAUGUGUGGAUGAAUGCGAGGAAAACCCAUUGAAAUCCAAGAAGAUUUUUUUUGAGUAAAGAUGAAAAAUAAUUUACAAUUUCUAGACUUUUUUUUUCAUAUAAAAGAAAAUGAUUUUUUUGUGUAAUUUUGUAAAGAUGAAAGAUGUUAAUAUAUUGCGUUUUUUUAUAUCAAA
Lutzomyia longipalpis is the source of this 2814-nucleotide messenger RNA. RefSeq names its product protein embryonic gonad-like. NCBI's taxonomy places the organism in Eukaryota, Metazoa, Arthropoda, Insecta, Diptera, Psychodidae. The coding region runs from base 400 to 1272 and encodes 290 amino acids. The record is from RefSeq and is a predicted model, not a curated record. Gene Ontology annotation, molecular function: zinc ion binding; DNA-binding transcription factor activity; sequence-specific DNA binding. Gene Ontology annotation, biological process: regulation of DNA-templated transcription. The transcript has 4 exons.